GCACACAUCGUCGCUGUUCCUCAUUGUAAAGAUCUUCUCAUGUAGUCAUUCUUCUUCCCCUCCUUCCACUCCAUCCUCACCACCAUCUCAUCUCAUCUUACCAUGCUCACGCAGGAUGAGCUCCUCCACCUCCCCAUUCGCCCACUCCAAGAUGACACCCAGCCCACACCCACAUCCAGCGAGGAAUCAUCAGUGGAGAUCGACAUCGCAAGUGUACUCGAGCCCUUUCUCCAUCCACAGCCUGACCAGCCACCGCCUCCCAUCGAGCUACAUCGCGGCUCCCACGUCUCCUUUCUCUCCAAGCUCCUCGCCAAGCCACUCCCUGCAGCCUACGUCGGCUUCGACGGUACUAGACCCUGGCUCCUCUACUGGUCUCUUCACUCCUUCACCCUCCUGGGUCACGCCAUCGACGAUGUCACCAGGGCAAGAGCAGUUUCUACGCUCCUUUCUUGUCAAAAUACUAGGCUGGGUGGAUUCGGUGGAGGACCAGGUCAGAUGCCCCACCUCAUGGGAACUUAUGCUGCCAUCAAUGCCCUAGCCAUUGCAGGAGCACCUGGACCCUGCCCCACGGCCGAGGACUUUGCACAGAUCAAGACUCGGAAAGCCACCAUGGAGUCCCUGGGCAAAGGAGGAUGGGAUGACAUUGACCGUGUCAAGAUGUACCAGUGGAUGAUGAGGCUCAAACAGCCCGAUGGCAGCUUCACUGUUCACGAGGGAGGGGAAGUCGACGUAAGGGCGAGCUACUGCGUCUGGUGCAUCUCCACAUUGCUGGGUAUAGGCACGCAGGAACUCUUCAGAGGAAUGUCAGGCUUUUUGACGAGCUGUCAAUCGUACGAAGGCGGCUUAGCCUCGACUUCAUUCCCAAGCUACACACCUCAGCUACUCUUCAACUCGGCUGCUCCUCGUCCAGCUCUGGGGGAGGCACAUGGUGGAUAUGCUUUUUGUGCUACAGCAGCCUACCUCGGUCUAAAGCUGCUUGACCCUGCAUUGUACUCCAGAGGCAAGACGGCCGCGCCGGCGCCUAUAGCUCUAGACAAUGAGCGAGCUUCUGAGGCCAAAAUGAACCUUUCGACUCUGACACGCUGGACUCUGUCCCUACAAUGCCCCUUUCCAUCUCAAGGUGGCGGGUUCAAAGGCCGAAUCAAUAAGCUCGUAGACGGCUGCUACUCCUGGUUCUCUGGCGCAGGCAUGUGGGGCGUACUAGAAGCCCUACGCUCCCUCGAGUCCCCACAAGAUAGCGAAGGCGCAGACGACCUCUGGUCUCGUCCGGCCUUGCAGCUCUACAUUCUCCUCGUCGCCCAGAAUCUCACACCAGACGGCACUGCUGCCCUUUCGGGUGGACUGAGGGACAAGCCGGGCAAGAAAGCCGAUGCAUACCAUACCUGCUACAAUCUCGCGGGGCUGAGCGCUGCGCAGCACGUCGUUAGGCCGUGCGCCGAGACGAGAGAUUUCUGCUAUACUGGCUGGAAGUCUGGUUCGGGACCAUCAGCGAGCACAGCUCAGACUGAGGGCGAGCACGUUGGCGUAGCAGCAGCAGCAGCAGGCAGUGCCGCGGCCGAGCAGGAGGAGCUCCGUCGCAGAAUCUUCUCCUCCACGCUAGGGUACAAUCUCGCUCCCGGAAGGCAGAAGAUCGUCGUAGGUGAGGAUAGCAAUGAGCUCCUCCCCACGCAUCCGGUCUUGAACGUUGGUUUUCUGCAGGUGAGGAACAUGAUGGUUUGGAGCUACGGGCAGGAGUAGACGGCAGAAAGGUUCAGAGGGAAAAGAGUCCAGUGUACUUGUAUCUAUAUCUGCGUUAUCAAUCAUCGCUUUGUCAAUCUCGAUUCUCAAGUCGUCCAGCGCC
This is a messenger RNA of Microstroma glucosiphilum, 1840 nucleotides long. Its product is annotated as terpenoid cyclases/Protein prenyltransferase. Gene Ontology annotation, molecular function: protein farnesyltransferase activity. The record is from RefSeq and is a predicted model, not a curated record. Gene Ontology annotation, cellular component: protein farnesyltransferase complex. Bases 103 to 1737 code for a protein of 544 amino acids. Gene Ontology annotation, biological process: protein farnesylation. Lineage: Eukaryota; Fungi; Basidiomycota; Exobasidiomycetes; Microstromatales; Microstromataceae. The transcript has 2 exons.